Messenger RNA from Chelmon rostratus (copperband butterflyfish), 585 nucleotides. RefSeq names its product major intrinsically disordered NOTCH2-binding receptor 1-like. The record is from RefSeq and is a predicted model, not a curated record. NCBI's taxonomy places the organism in Eukaryota, Metazoa, Chordata, Actinopteri, Chaetodontiformes, Chaetodontidae. The coding region runs from base 1 to 585 and encodes 194 amino acids. The transcript is spliced from 3 exons.
AUGGACAUCUCGGUUCUGCCCAACAACAACCCGGAGAAGUUCCUGCAGCUGGACGUUGGGAUGUUGCCGGCCGCACACGGCAUGUUUCAGGUGGGGGCGGUGAUGUCCAGUCAGAGACACUGGCAGAACAGGCUCUACUCUCAGAGUAAGGAAAGGAUAAGGAGUGAAAGCAGGUCUCCUCCGUCCCCAGAGGACACUCCUGUGGUGUUUGUGGACAGAUACCUGGAGAAGCACAUCACUCCAGUCACUCUGACGUCCAACAUUAAGAGGAACCCUCUGUACACGGCCAUUAGAUCGAUGGACCCGGCGGACAACAAGAAGUCCAAGCCUUCCUGGACUGUGAGGGAGUACGACACACAAACAAUCCACGGCAACCUAACAGACUUUUUAAAGAAGACUCCUAAAGAUCUGGACUUUUGGCUUGAGGAUCUCUACACACCAGGAUUUGACUCUUUACUUAAGAAGAAAGAAGCAGAAGACAAGAGAAAAAGACUUUGUAAAAUCCUUUCUUCUGUUAUUUUGUCUAUUUGUGUGGCUCUUAUUGUCAUCGUAGUGCCAGUUGUGGUUCUACAGAAGAAAAACUAA